AUGAAAUCCACGUUUUUCCUCUGCGUUAUAUUUGUUCUUGUUGCUUGUUCUUUCUGCAGUCCAGCUAAGAAGGUGAGUGAGUAGUGAGUAGAGACUAGCAUGAAUUACACGAAAUGGUGUGUACCGUUGAAUUAUCGUCACUGAUGAAGCCCGCACUCACUCGCAAAUUAACUUCCACUGCAUGCUAUUAAUUAAGAUAAUUUUCUCACCACGGUGCAAAAUUUAGUUACUUUACCAAACUGACAAUAUAAAACCAGUUUUUUGUGACAAUUUAAGUAUCUAAACGCUUUGCCAAAAUCAUGGGUGGCUUCGCGAGGAAGGCAAAUCACUAUUUUGACUAUGCCAAAAAGUUAAGUCUCACUGACACAAUCUUAGUGCACGAUGUACAAUUCCAGCUAAUGUUUUUAUUGACUGACGCUCGGUAACUUAACUUAUAUCAGAGGCCACUGCACGCUGUUUUCGAAGUUGCGUGUGUAUAUUAAAAAGGCGCAAAAUCAUGCGCUCAUUUCUCAUAUGGAAUGCCACUCCACAAAGUCGGUUCUUCUGCAGUUUCGGUUUCGUGUGCUGAGUCACACUUUAAACCGACAGGAACUCAGACAAUUCACUACCGCAUUUGCAUCGAUGGUUGUUAAAAUUAUGUUUUGUGUUGAGCCCUGAGACACCUAACCUUAACUACGUUUGAAGAAUCGGCAGAUCAUGAUCAGUUAACCUGAAUAUAGUGCAACUCCUCGUCGGCGAUCAAAUUCAGGCGUUUUUUCUAACAACAGCUCUAAACGAGGAACUAGGUUGAUAACUUCUACAAACACAUGAGCUGCCAGCAUGGUUCGGGUGAUCUCGAGUUUGCAAACUAAAGAGUCUCAAUGGCAAAAUUUAGUAACCAAUAUAGCUUCAGCUGCUUAGCUCUUAGAAUUCUGAGGGCCGUUGACCGCAAGGGAGUGACUUCAUUGAAGAUCCAUUGAAGGAACGCGGAAACCGCACAUCAUUGAUGAAUAAUAUUAGGCCUUUUUUUUCUUAUAUCAGUGACAACAGCCGCAUCGCAUAAUAAGGAAUAUUAAAAGACCAUUUCCGUUAGAUUUAUUCCAUGAUUUUUGACUUAUAUGUCAAAAGGGGCCAAAUGCAGACUAGUUUGAAUGUACAAUAAAGCAUGGCCAUCGAGACCAACUGUUAUACACCUAAGUUGCAUAAUCAGAGCAUUUUCAGUGAAGCAUGGCGCUAAUGAUACUGUUUUCAGCAACCUCAUCAUCUGUUGAACAAAAAACUAAAAAAAACCGUGUGCGUUUUGCAAUUAUAAGGGACCGGACUGUGUGUAGACUGCCGAACAGUCGGGUUUUUUCUCGAAAUCAGUAAAGAAAUCGGUAAAGCGUGGUGGGGCGUGUGAGGCGAGAGAAAAAGCGUCUCUUAGCGUCUCUCCCCAGUCUCGCUCCCUGAAUUCAGCCUCGUUGCAGACCCUUUGUUUGACUGCUCGCGCGUACUUGAAUACGCAAAAAAUACGGACUGUUCUGCAGUUUAGACUGUGUGUGUUUUAUUUUUUUAGGCGGUGAAUAGUCUUAAAAAGGCAGUCGCAUCUCAACAACGAACAAGGCGAUCGGUAAGUUUGUCUUGCUUUGACUAAACGUGAUAUUUAACUGUAUUUCCUUUAAUAGUAGGCCCAAGAUGCCUUCAAAAGUUAAAGAAAACUUUAGAGACCAUGAUCUUUCUGCUUUAUAGUUCACUAAAGAAUUCAUCUCGCAGUAAUUCCGCAUUAAUUGGCUUUAGCUGUUGCGGUGUCCCUGCCCUGAUAUUUUGUUUGCAUAUCUACAGUGUUUUUUUUUUGUAUUCUUCAGGGCAAAGCUAAUAAAAUAAAAUAAAAUAAAAUAAAUAACAUUUGUUGGCCGUCAAUACCUAUACCGACUACAUGAGUCUGCGAACUGAACGUCUUCCGCUUAUCGUAUUAGGUGCAUUUAUUCAUCGUGGCUAAACUUAGCCAUGCGAUGACAUACACAUCAGCUAGCACUUUCAUGCUUUUUUCACUAUUUCUAAAAAGGCUAGUCUUUUUUUCGCUUUUGCCUUAUAUCAAUCUUACAUUUCUGAUACAGCUUCCGGUGGACAACAUUGCAUCUGCUAUAUCCAGUAUCAUGGACAGCAUUGAGGAGGUUCCGAACACCAGGAACAAGCGAUCGGUAAUUAAACUUCACCUUUCUUUUUUAUUUACACGCAUAAAUAAUUUAUUUCGCGGUUCUAAGACGCUUGUACAUCAGCAAUGAAAAGCCUACGAGACCACAAUUUAAAAGGGUAGGGUCACCAAUAGUUUUGUGCUUCUUGAAGAUGCAAGAGAAAAGUUUGUGCCAAUAGAAAUUCCCAAAGAGUGAGCCGUGCCAUACUAAUGUACGUACGAUGUUGAAGGACUUCGAACGCGCGUAAGUUGGCUCGUAAUGUUUCAUUUUUGGUGCUGCUGAAACCGUUGUACCGCCAUUAAUCUGUCCUCCUAUCUUUUCCGGCUCAAAAUGUGUUUUUCGUACUUCAGCGAGGGUGCGUACAAAAAUUAAAUUAAAAAUGAUUUGCAUGAACGAGAUUGAUCCUUUUCCUCCUCCACUUUCUAAAAUUGUAUUUUCAAAACCCUACUUAGAAACUGUUUUGAAAAAUACCACGUUUGUUAGAAAUAUUUGAAAUUAGCUUCAUUGUUUAUUUACAGAGCGAUGAACUGAUGAAUUCUCUGAAGAAUGCGCUUGAGUAAGUAAUACACCUAUCAGUGUUAUACCCCAGGGCUGGGGGGGAGGGGUUGAGAGGGCAAGGGCGGUGGAGUAAGUGAUACACCUAUCAGUGUUAUACCCCAGGGCUGGGGGGGGGAGGGCAAGGGCGCUUGAGUAAGUAACACACCUAUCAGUGUUAUACCCCAGGGCUGGGGGAGGGGGGGUGGCAAGGGCUAACCUAGGGACUUUGAUCAGAGAGGAAACUUAUAAGUCAAAACACCCUUCCCUUGGGCCGAUUUUUUAGUUCACAGUUCUCUACUAGGGGCGACACUUUUUAAUAAUCAAGGUGGCCAGAAAAAGUGUACUGACGCCAAGAGGAAGAACCUUCCGGAUCAACAAAGAUAACAAAGUUCAGUUUGCCGUAAACUGUCAACGCGGAUCUAUGUCCCCAUCUCAGCCCAUCUUCUCCCCCCUUUCCUCUUCGGGCGUAACAGCCAGUGCUACCUAAAUUUUAGCCGCAUUAUUGUGUAGAAACAGGCAAUGUAAUUUGUGGCUAAAUUGAGCUCAAUUUACUCUUUAAUUUCCAGUAAAACGGUUUUCUAACAGUUUUUUGCUAAUUAGCCAUUACUGAUUAUUUACCAACUUUGUUUCAAGGGAAGAGGGCCUCGAAGACGUUUCUGCCAACAACGUGGCCAGGUAA
This is a messenger RNA of Porites evermanni, 3369 nucleotides long. NCBI's taxonomy places the organism in Eukaryota, Metazoa, Cnidaria, Anthozoa, Scleractinia, Poritidae. The record is from the annotation of a GenBank genome assembly.